Messenger RNA from Paramecium octaurelia, 643 nucleotides. The record is from the annotation of a GenBank genome assembly. Lineage: Eukaryota; Ciliophora; Oligohymenophorea; Peniculida; Parameciidae.
AUUUGACGUCAUCUCAGGUGACAUAAUUAAAAAUAAUGAAAUAGGUGAUUAGUGUAUUGUUGAUUAUUGCCGUCGCUCAUGCGAGAUCAUAUACAUUAUACAAACAGUGUGAUGCAACUUGGGGCAAGGAUUAAUUAGGCACAAGCUCAAAUACCAUUUGUUCAGCUGGUUGUUUAAUUUCAUCAGUUGCUAUGAUGUUACAUACUUAUGGUGUGACAACUGAUGGAACAACAACUCCAAGAACAAUGAAUACUUGGUUGAAGAAGAAUGGCGGAUAUGCUUCUGGGGACUUAUUUGUUUGGGGUUCAAUUGACAAACUUGGAUUCCAUUAUCAAGGAAAAUUCACAGCUGCAUAAGCUAAAAGUAUUUAAUAAUAUAAUAAAAAGGCAAAUUUGAUGCUGGAUAACACGUUAUCUUGUGUGUCAACAGUGGUGGACAUUAUGUUUUGAUGACAUCAUAUUCCGGUGACACCUUCAACGUUAAUGAUCCAGGAUAUUCCAAGACUAGCUAUCCAGCAAGCGGUGUUACAAAUGCAGCUACCUAUACUCAUAGCAAAAUCACCUAUUUCAAGAAUCAUGUUUUAAAUUUGGAAUGAUUCUAUUAAAAUAAAAGUGAUAAAGAUAUAAAUAUUUUGAUAUUAUGU